Molecule: messenger RNA, 3326 nt
Organism: Toxotes jaculatrix (banded archerfish)
Lineage: Eukaryota; Metazoa; Chordata; Actinopteri; Toxotidae
Product: polypyrimidine tract-binding protein 3-like
Exons: 14
Coding region: 129-1619 (496 amino acids)
Biological process (GO): mRNA processing; regulation of RNA splicing
Cellular component (GO): nucleus
Molecular function (GO): mRNA binding
Source: RefSeq, a predicted model, not a curated record
GUGAGCUCGUUGUUCUCUGCUGCCUGGCUGCAGCGCGGGAGGCUCGCGGACCAAAACAACUCCUCUUCCUCCUCGCGGACCAUGGACGGGAAUCAGCGUUCAGCUCGUCUCUCAGCUGCCCUGCGAACAUGAGCACCUCCAACCUGUCCACAGUGGAUGGCACUGAUAGGCUGUGUGUUUCUGAGCGCGCUCAGUGCGUCCCAUCACGGGUCCUUCACCUGCGUCAGCUUCCUGCUGACAUCUCUGAACAGGAAGUGCUCUCUCUGGCUCUACCCUUCGGCCGAGUUAGUAAACUGAUCACGCUGAAAACCAAACACCAGGCGUUUUUAGAGAUGGCAUCAGAGGAAGCAGCUGUCACCAUGGUGAACUACUACACCUCAGCCACGCCCACUGUCAGGAACCAGCCAAUCUUCAUUCAGUACUCCACCCACCGCGAGCUCAAGACAGACAAUCAGAGAGCUCAGGCUUCACUGCAGGCCAUCAGCGCAGCAGCAGUGCAUUCUGGGAGCAUGAUGUCGGCAGGGGAAGGGCGGGGUUUGGCCCCGGGUCAGAGUCCCGUCCUGAGGAUCAUCGUAGAGAAUUUAUUUUACCCGGUGACGCUGGAGGUGCUGCAGCAGAUCUUCAGUAAGUUCGGCUCAGUGCUGAAGAUCAUCACAUUCACCAGAAACAAUCAGUUUCAGGCUCUGCUGCAGUUCAGUGACGCCGUGCACGCUCAGCACGCCAAGGCCUCUCUGGACGGUCAGAACAUUUAUAAUGGCUGCUGCACACUGAGGAUCGACUUCUCCAAACUGAGCGCGCUCAACGUCAAAUACAACAACGACAAGAGUCGAGACUUCACCAGAGCCGACCUACCGACGGGAGAGCUGGAGCCUGCCGCCGCGUUUGGUGUAGCUCUCCCUCCAUACGGGGCAGCAGCUUUCCCGCCCACCUUCCACCAGCACACAGGUCUGUCCAUGGCGGCCGUCCCCGGCUCGUUGGUGUCCCCCCCUCGUGUCUCGCUCCAGGUGGUGCCCCCUGCCGUCCACUCAGUGCUGCUGGUGUCCAACCUGAAUCCAGAGAGCGUGUCUCCUCACUGCCUCUUCAUCCUGUUUGGUGUUUAUGGCGACGUUCAGAGAGUGAAAAUCCUCUUCAAUAAGAAAGAAAAUGCUCUCGUUCAGAUGAGCGACGCCACUCAGGCUCAGCUCGCAAUGAGUCACCUGAACGGCCAGCGUCUCCAUGGUAACGUGAUUCGAGUGACAUUGUCCAAACACCCAGUGGUGCAGCUGCCUCGUGGGGGGGCGGGGCAAGAGGAGCAGGCGCUGACUCGGGACUUCUCAGGCUCUGCCCUCCACCGCUUCAAAAAACCUGGAUCCAAAAACUUUAACAACAUUUUCCCUCCGUCGGCGACGCUGCACCUCUCCAACAUCCCCUCCUCGGUCAGUGAGGAGGUGUUGAAGGAUUUAUUUUCCUCCAGUGGAUUCACCGUCAAAGGCUUCAAGUUUUUCCAGAAGGAUAGGAAGAUGGCUCUGAUGCAGUUGGCGUCAGUGGAGGAGGCCAUCGAGGCUCUGAUCGCACUGCACGACCACCAGCUGGACCACAACCAGCACCUCCGAGUCUCCUUCUCCAAGUCCACCAUCUGACCUUUGACCCUGGAACUCCUCACAGAUAAAUGUGAAGCAGAUCAGCUGACCUCGGCAAGUGGCCCUGGACUUUCAGCAGUGUUACCUUAGCUAUUAGCCUGUUUGCUUCAAGUUUAGUAUGAGGGUUGAGAAUGAUUCAGAUUAACAUAAAUUUAGGUUUGAAUGACACAAGGCGGCCAUGUUUAAUAGGCCUCCUCCUGAAGAUGUGGGAGCUCUGAGCUUUGCAGGAAUCUUCGACCCAUAUUUACAAGUUGGUAACUUCUGAUUGCAGCAGCUCCCACGGGACACAACACGGCGAUAUCCGGUUAGCUUUGAGUUUAGUCAGCUGUUAGCCACCAGUUUAGCAGCAGCAGCAGCUUUUAGCUUGUCAGCUUUGAAUUUAGCUACAGUACUAAGUUUACGUUAAAGUCAGCAUUUCUUGAGCUGGACUGUGUUAAUCCACAGAGUUAGUUUAAUGUUUGACGCGUUGUUCGAUCCUUUAACGUAACUUAGAAAAACAGAUGCUAAAUUUAAAUCUCAGUAUUGGACAGAAAAAUGACAUUCAAAUAUUUUUCCAGCUCUUUCCGACUUACUGCAGCUAACUGCAUAAAUGCUACCUAGCAUGGAGGCUAAAGGCUAACACACUAAUAGCUAACUAACGUCUGAUAGCUCGUUAGCGUCAGUGCUGAAGUUGCUGGGCCUCUGACCUCGGAGUCUCUGAUGUCACACACUUUCUGGACAUUUUGACCUUUUUCCCCUCCAGCCCUGUCAUCUGACCUUUGACCUUUGAAGGUGACUAACCAAUCAGAUGUCCAGGAUUCUGAUUGGCUCACGGUGGGAACAAACAGACCAAUGGGAGAGCCCCAACACAUCAACGAUCUGUGCCUACAAACACUCGCAGACAUCACAGUAACGGAUGAUGUCACAAUGAGGGGUCAUCGCCAUGGUUACACUGGUUACAGAGCACAUUCCUGAGAGGACUGAGAGCUAAGUACCAAUGCAUUGUGGGUAGUGGAGUCCAACAAGGAGUUAAUGAGUGAGUUGAACUGUAUUUGUCUAAAUGUUAAAUCAAUGUGAUGCAGAAAAAAAAUCAGGAAAAAUAAAAUCUGCCUUUUCUUAAAAUUCCAAAUAACGGAAAGAUUCAAAUUUUCCAUGUAGUUUAUUUUGUAUUCCCAGUUCCUCAGCAUGGACGCAGAUUCAGUCGUGUAAACUGUAAUUACUGAACUUAUUUAUUUACUUUAGUUUCACUAACUUUCACAAACUUUUUUUAUGAUUUUUGUGCCUUUCCAUCGGCGCUUCAUGCUGCCAUCUGAUUGGUUGAUUAUCAUCAUUAUUAUGAUUUUAGAAUUUAGCCGCCUGUGAUCUCAACAAACCUUCUUCUGUGCCUUAUUUUUCUGCUGGUUUUUGGUUUUUAAACGGUGGUCGGGUGAGUUUCAGUCGCAGGUCGUGUUGAUCUGACUUUCAUGUUUUUUGUAGAAUUUUUUCACCUAGUUAAAAAUAUUUUUUGUUACAUGUUUUAUUGUUGGUAUAUAUUUUUGGGAAGGUUUUAUAAUCAUGAAUGUAUUUAUACUGUAAACGUGAACUAGAUAAUGCUUUCAACGUCCCGCCCACCUGCGUAUCUGUGUAUUUAUAUAUGUGUGUGUGUGUGUGUGUGUAAAUGAGUGUCAAACUGAGCUGUGAUUUGUUCUUUGUUCUUUUUCCUAUUAAAAUAUAUUUAAUUCAAAUUCA